GAGUUGGGAAAAUGGGAAGAGUCACGAUUGAAGGAGCUGUGUAAACGUAUGAAGCCAGCUUUCUACGGUGACCGAACUCUUGUUGUGCGGGAGGGUGAACCCAUCAGUGAAAUUCUCUUUGUGCUGCAAGGAAAGUUAUGGACAUACAGCUCCUCCAGGGCCCGCAUUGAUGAUAGCAAUGGCGAAAAUGUUCAUUUGGGAGAGGGCACUAUCAUCGGGAAAGAACUUGUCUGCUGGAUUCAAGCUCAGCCUCACUCAUUCACCCUCCCAAUCUCAAACAGAACCAUUCAAACGCUGAAGCAUGUGGAAGCCAUCGCCAUUACAGCCUAUGACUUGAAAGAUGUGUUCAUUAAUAAGCCAGAACCACUAGAAAUAAGCCCCAAAUCACUCCUGAAGAAGUGCAAUUUAUCCGGAUGUUUCCGUUCAUGUUUCAGGGAAAAGCUUUGAACGCUUACAGCUAUGGAGUGGGAAGUCGUCAUCACUUGGAUUCGACAUUGCACGGCAUAUUUUGAUUUAAACUCUCUUUUUUUUUUUUGGUAUAAUUAUGGCUUUCUCUGAUACACAUGACGUUUUCUUGUUAUUCUACAUUCAUGCUUUUUGCUUUUAUGAGACCUAAUCCUGCUUUGCUUUAA
Messenger RNA from Mangifera indica (mango), 632 nucleotides. Its product is annotated as cyclic nucleotide-gated ion channel 1-like. The record is from RefSeq and is a predicted model, not a curated record. NCBI's taxonomy places the organism in Eukaryota, Viridiplantae, Streptophyta, Magnoliopsida, Sapindales, Anacardiaceae. The transcript has 2 exons. Bases 49 to 447 code for a protein of 132 amino acids.